Molecule: messenger RNA, 2525 nt
Organism: Rhodofomes roseus
Lineage: Eukaryota; Fungi; Basidiomycota; Agaricomycetes; Polyporales; Fomitopsidaceae
Product: Rad17-domain-containing protein
Exons: 11
Coding region: 112-2265 (717 amino acids)
Biological process (GO): mitotic DNA replication checkpoint signaling; DNA damage checkpoint signaling; DNA repair
Molecular function (GO): chromatin binding
Source: RefSeq, a predicted model, not a curated record
CGCGUCUCGGACAAAGUGGCGUCGACAGACUCGACUCUCGAGGACAGGCGGCCAAGUUGCCCGUCUCACACCUGUCAAAUCUCUCUCUGAAAUAGUCUAUGACUCAGGAGCAUGUCGCAGAAAUCUGUAAGGUCUCAGAAACGCUCUAAACCAACGACAAAUCUCCGUAGCACCCUUCGCCUUGGUUCUCCAGCCCCAAGCGGCCCGCCACCAGCAAAGAAGCGGAAAACCAGAACCAUCUCGUCGGUCGCCGGGGCGCACGUCUUCGACCUAACAAGCAGUCAACCAGAUUUGUCGCCGCAAGACAGACCGAUAACAAAGAGCAAAGGCAAGGGUAAAGUUGUCCUUGAUGGAGUGGUGAAUGAGGUUUUUGCAUGCGGUUCUGAUGACCGACUAUGGGUCGACCGAUAUGAACCCAUGAAUGAGGACGAUCUAGCUGUUAACAAGCGGAAAGUGCAGGAUGUUCGCCAAUGGCUAGUUGAAGCUUUCGAUGGCGGUCCUUCAGGGAAACUCAAGAAAUAUCGUCGCAUCCUAGCCCUCACGGGUCCGGCAGGCACGGGCAAGACUGCAACGUUGCGCGUCCUUUCACGCGAACUGGGUUUUGAGAUUGUCGAAUGGCGAAAUAGCAUGGACGAGCGCUUCACGCGCGAAGAUCAUGACGACCUCGAGUAUGGCGACAGUGGCGAGUGGGGACCAUAUGAAGGGCUAUCCGACAAGUUCCGCAACUUCCUCGCGCGCGCAUCGAGCUGUCGGUCUGUUUUUGGGACUCAGGUUGUCCCCUUGCAUUCGCAGUCACCAGCUCCUUCGCAGCUCCAGUCGCAUUCAAGAUCGUCCACUCUAAGCCAGAGCCAACCCCGAUCAUCUGCAUCUGCCCCUACAUCCCAGUCUUCUGCACCAUCGACAUCCGCUGCAAGGCCCUUUGACAAACGACAAGUCAUCCUGCUGGAGGACUUGCCCAACAUCCUGCACCCCGGCACGCAAGCCGCCUUCCACGCGGCUCUUGAGGCCUUCGUUUCCCUCCCCGAUACGAGCACGGCACCGCUCGUGCUCAUCGUCAGCGACGCAGGACUACGCGGAGAGGACACUGAGGCAGAUGGUGCGGGCGCAAGUACGAGCUGGAGGCGAGCAAAAGAGGCCGUCGAUAUCCGAAGUGUGCUGCCGUCGCAACUAUUGGGCUCGCCGUAUGUCACGCAGAUCGGAUUCCGACCAAUUGCGCCUACCUACCUCCGCCCUGCACUGCAGUCCCUCCUCAAUAGAUACUUUGCCGGGGGAGGAAGUCCGCCGUCCAAGGACAUCUUGAACUUGGUCGUUGAGUCCGCGAAUGGCGACAUCCGUAGUGCCAUCAUGGCGCUGCAGUUCGCUUGUACUGUAGGCGGGAAUACGACUACAAAGAAGAAGAAAGGCGGGGGCGCUGAUGCGAAGGCAAUAGUGGAGUCGGUGACGCGACGCGAGCAAAGCCUAGCGCUAUUCCACUUGUUGGGCAAGCUUCUCUACAAUAAGCGGAAGGGCGAUCCGCCGAAUGCGAACGCGUCUGCGAAAGAGCUUCAACGUGAUCGUGACAUCGAUGCGAAGCUGAAGAAGGAGCCUGCUCUUCCCGCCCACCUCAAGGAACACAAGCGGCGGACAUCAAGAGUUGACAUCGAUACGUUAUACGCUGACUCGCCGAUUGACGCGUCUCUCUUGUCUCUCUACGUCCAUCAGAACUAUACACAGUACUGCGACGACCUCGGUCAGUGUGACUCACUGGCGGACUGGCUCAGCUGGAUUGACGCAAAUGGGGCUGAGAGCUGGCACCAAGCAAAUCCGCACCGUUUUCACCUGCUCUCACUCAGCACGCUGCAUUCGUUGCCCUCACCAGUGCAGCGCCGGAAUCAGAAGCCAUACAAGCCCGUGUUCUUCGAGAAACUUCAGCACGAGCGGGAGGCGGAGGAUGGGCUGCGCGAUGCGCAAGACUGGCUACUGCACAACUCGGAAUUGGGUGCGGGCGGAUGGAGCAGACGAGACGUCGCGCUCGAAGUGGGCGGAGUGCUGAGAGCGCGCGACGUCGCUGGUACAAAUACCGCUCCAUCAACACACCGGCGCUUCUCGAGGUUGGAAUUCAAGCAAGGCACUGGCAGCCCCGUACAACUGUCGGAAGAGGGCGACGGCGCUCCGGAAGACGUACCCGACGAGGACGAGGGAGAGGGAUCUGCGAGCAGAGCUGCGACUGUCGAAGAGCCACCAGUGCAUGGGUGGUUGGAGGACGACGAUAUCGAGGAAUUUUAGGCCGGUGAGGUCUCUUGUAACAUUAUACUGCUAUGCUUCAUCUUGGUAUGGGCCCCCAUGCAUCUAUGCUCUUAUCAUCUGUAUGUGGGACCACUCGUCGUUCUGCUUCAGGCUUGGCACAUGUUCGAGCUUCAAGGGUCACUACCCGCGACACGCAGCUCUUCUAACCGCGACGCGACAGCAUCCGUACCCUUCAACAUUUGCGUAUACUUCGUCUUCGUCAUGCCAAUAGCAUCUAUCCCAAACGGAAAGAAGAGCGG